AUGCAGGCCACAAUCGCAAUUGCCGACGAGAAGCUGAGCCCGUUGAGCAACCCGGACUCGCUACAGUUCCAUCUUUCCCAAUAUGGGCUAAAAAUGACCACCGAUGAGCUUUAUGUCCAAUGGGCGAUAGGCAACCGUCGACAUCCUCGGAAUUGGGAUGUUUCUCGGAAGAUCUACGAUAUCAGCCUGAUCUUCUUCCUCGAGUUCUUCACAACAGCUGUUAGCACUUCUGGUUCAACCGCCGCCGGAGCUGCAGCUGCUGAAUAUAGCUUGGAGAAGACAAAGUCCAUAUUCAUAUUCGUAUCAGUGUAUCUUCUUGGGCAAGCAUUCGGUGGUAUCCUCUUUCCACCCUACUCUGAAGCUUUCGGACGCAAGAAACUCUACAUCAUCAGCACUGCGUUGUACAGCAUCAGCUGUCUCGUCGUAGCCGCCGUUCCUUCACUUCCUGGUGCGAUUGUGGGCCGCUUCGUCAGUGGGUUUUUAUCGGCGAUUCCCACCACUGUGGUAAUAGGCAGUAUAGAGGAUAUGUUCAACGCUCGCGACCGGGUUUGGAUGAUAUGUAUCUGGGCCGUAACAAGCAACCUGGGUCUUAUCGUGGGGCCAAUUUUGAGCAUCUACAUAGUUGCAGAUCUGGACUGGCGUUGGCUAUUUUACAUUGCGGCCAUCGUAACAGGUUUCCUUACCUUCCUCCUUCUCACCAUCCGAGAAUCCCGCCCCUCGCUGUUGCUGGCAAGAGAAGUUGCACAGCUCCGCAAGGCGACAAAGGUUGAGUCGCUGGAAGGAGUAAACCCAGAUCAUACACCGGAUCUGCAUAGCUUUGCGCGGCUUGCACUAUCUCGGCCUGUACUUCUUUUCUGCACCGAACCUAUCGUGUUCAUAGUGUCUUUGAUAAGCGCAAUCUCAAUUGCACUGGUUUAUCUUUUCACGGAAGCAUUGCCUCCCAUCUAUGAAUCCUUUGGUUUCAGCCCCCGACAAGCCAGGUUACCCUUCAUCGCUAUCGGAGUUGGGCUUAGUCUUGGCUUGCUGACUCGCUGCCUUGACUUGUACAUCAUCGACCAGCACCGGCAGCAGGGUCGCGUCCUGCUCCCCGAGCACAAGCUGUUGGGUCUCUGGUUGGGAGCACCUAUCCUCGCGGGGGGACUAUGGGUCUUCGCCUGGACCAUUCCCCCCGGCGUGAAAGAUUUGCAUUGGAGCGUCUCUGUGAUUGCGCUGUUGUUGGUCGGAUACUCGCUGACCGAGUUAGACUAUGUCCUUGGGGGCUAUCUCACUGACAGCUAUCUAAGCUACGCGUCGAGUGGGUUCUCGGCCCUCAGUUUCCUUCGAUCGAUCCUAUCGGCUGUCUUUCCGUUAGUCUCGCCCCAUCUGUUCUCGGCUCUAGGCGCAAAUCUUGCUGUGACCGUGCUGGCAGCCAUGGCAACUAUCUUCUGCAUUGUUCCGCCCCUGUUCACGCGAUACGGCGAGAAGCUUCGGGCCCGGAGCGCGUUUGCCAAGCAGAGUUUAACCAUGUAUCGUCAGUAUAGUGUUGACGAGAAUGGAUAUUGA
Molecule: messenger RNA, 1542 nt
Organism: Aspergillus lentulus
Lineage: Eukaryota; Fungi; Ascomycota; Eurotiomycetes; Eurotiales; Aspergillaceae
Source: RefSeq, a predicted model, not a curated record